This is a messenger RNA of Amorphotheca resinae ATCC 22711, 1884 nucleotides long. RefSeq lists its product as hypothetical. NCBI's taxonomy places the organism in Eukaryota, Fungi, Ascomycota, Leotiomycetes, Helotiales, Amorphothecaceae. The record is from RefSeq and is a predicted model, not a curated record. Bases 1 to 1884 code for a protein of 627 amino acids. Gene Ontology annotation, molecular function: long-chain fatty acid transmembrane transporter activity; long-chain fatty acid-CoA ligase activity. The transcript has 3 exons.
AUGCCAGUUCCGCUGGCGCUGGCGGCCCCAGCUGCCGUUGCAGGCCUAGCAUACCUCAAUGCCAAAACAUCCUUCACCUACGAUUGUCGCACUAUUGGCAGCGCCUUCAAAGCCCGUUUCUCCACCGUCAUCAAGGAAAAGAAGGAUCGCCUGAAUCUCUUCUAUACUCUGGAGGAGCAUGCCCAAGGAAAGCAUGCAGAUGAGGUCUUCCUCAUCUUCAACCGACGGUCAUGGACCUACAAGGAGACCUAUGAGACAGUCUUGAAAUAUGGGACCUGGCUCAAGACAAAACACAACGUCCAACCCAAGCAGAUUGUGGCCAUUGAUUUCAUGAAUUCGGACAAGUUUAUUUUCAUCUGGUUUGGAUUGUGGAGUAUUGGUGCAAAGCCGGCUUUUAUCAAUUACAGCCUUACUGGAAAGGCGCUGGAGCACUGCAUUCGAGUAUCCACGGCACGCCUGAUCCUCAUCGACCCCCAGAUCGAGAAGAACGUCACUCAAGAAGUCCGCAACGACCUGCCCGAUGUAGAAUUCGAGCUCUUCUCCCCGGAGCUGGAGGCAGAGGUCAUGUCCCUGGUAGGUGUUCGGGAACCCGAUUCAGCACGUUCUGAAGACAAGGCACGAAACAUGGCCAAGCUCGUCUUCACGAGCGGUACUACUGGGCUUCCAAAGCCAGCAAUCGUUAGCUGGGACAAGGCCAAUACUGGAGCAGCGAUGGUCCCGAGCUGGAUGUCAUAUGGCAGGCCAGAUGUGUUCUACACUUGCAUGCCCCUCUAUCACACGUCUGCUGCUCUUCUUUGCGUCCUUUCGGUUCUCCAUUGCGGGGCAACAGUUGCUCUCGGAAGGCAAUUCUCUAAAAAGACCUUCUGGGCCGAUUGCCGUGAUUCGAAAGCUACAAUAAUCCAGUAUGUCGGCGAGACCUGUCGAUAUCUUCUGACUGCUCCCCCUCAAGUGGAUCCCACGACUGGCGAGAACCUCGACAAAAAGCAUUCCGUGCGCAUGGCCUUCGGUAACGGUCUCCGGCCAGACAUAUGGAACCGCUUCAAGGAGCGAUUCGGGAUCGAAACCAUAGCCGAGUUCUAUGCGGCCACGGAAGGUUCAUCCAGCUCCUGGAAUUACUCCCGGAACGAUUUCUCCAAAGGCGCCAUUGGGCGAAACGGGUUUCUCGGCUGGUUGUUCCUGAGAAAUUCGUGGCAUAUCGUUGAGCUGGACUGGGAAACCGAGACACCGUGGCGCGACCCGAAGACUGGUUUCUGCAAGAAGGUGAAGACGGGAGAGCCGGGCGAGAUGCUGUUCAAGCUGGAUGAGAAGGACAUCGGGAGCAAGUUUCAAGGAUACUUUAACAAUACCAAGUCGACCGAAGGGAAGGUUAUCAGAAACGUCUUCGUCAAAGGGGAUGCCUAUUUCCGAACGGGCGACGUGAUAUCCUGGGACGCCGAGGGCCGUCUUUACUUCAACGACCGGAUCGGCGAUACCUUCAGAUGGAAGAGCGAGAACGUCUCAACCAGCGAGGUUUCCGAGGCGCUCAGCGGCCACCCCGCUGUCCACGAGGCCAACGUCUACGGCGUGCAGCUGCCCAACCACGACGGGCGCGCCGGCUGUGUUGCGCUCGUCCUGGCCGAGGAGCCUAGUGAGAAGCUCCUCUCCUCGUUAGCUGCGCACGCCCUCGCUACGCUUCCCCGAUUCGCCGUCCCGCUGUUCGUGCGCCUGACAAAGGAGAUGCAGACGACGGGCACCAACAAGCAGCAGAAGCACGUGUUGAGAUCCCAGGGGGUAGACCCUUCGAAGACGGGAGAUGACGAGGUGUUCUGGUUGAAGGGUAACGCGUAUGUCAGGUUCGGACCCAAGGAUUGGGAAAUGUUAAGGGCCGGGGAUGUGAGGUUGUAA